Labrus bergylta (ballan wrasse) is the source of this 733-nucleotide messenger RNA. NCBI's taxonomy places the organism in Eukaryota, Metazoa, Chordata, Actinopteri, Labriformes, Labridae. The record is from RefSeq and is a predicted model, not a curated record.
CCCAUUACAAACAGUCUAGAAGACGGAGUUGCCUUUGAGGAAGUUUAGGUUUAAGGUUGCCUAAAAAUGAUGCUUAGGGAAGUGGUCUCUCUGCCGUGCAUAAAGCCUUAACCGCUGCCAUAGUGUCACUCAUGAUGUACAGCUUCAUGGGAGGGGGCCUAUUUUGUGCCAUCGUGGGGAACAUCCUGCUGGUGGUCUCCACAGCCACAGACUACUGGAUGCAGUACCGUCUGUCUGGCAGCUUUGCUCAUCAGGGCCUGUGGCGGUACUGCAUGUCUGGAAAGUGCUACAUGCAGACUGACAGCAUCGCCUACUGGAACGCCACUCGAGCCUUCAUGAUCCUCUCUGCCAUGUCAUGCUUUGCUGGCAUCAUCGCAGGAAUCCUCUCCUUCGCCCACUUCUCAGCCUUUGAGAGGUUUAAUCGCUCUUUUGCUGCCGGGAUCAUGUUCUUUGUUUCAACUCUAUUUGUUCUGCUUGCAAUGGCCAUUUACACCGGGGUGACUGUGAACUUCCUGGGCAAGCGCUUCGGUGACUGGCGCUUCUCGUGGUCCUACAUACUAGGCUGGGUGGCACUGCUCAUGACCUUCUUUGCAGGAAUAUUCUACAUGUGUGCCUACAGAAUGCAUGAGUGCAGAAGAGUGGCAGGCCCUCGUUAAAUUCAAGAGGAAAGAAUUUGAAAAGGAUGCAAAGGUUAUCAAGAAUAUCAAUCCCCCUUCAAAAAUAAGAUAAUUUG